AUGGGGGUGCGCAUUUGGGAAGAUAACUGGUUACCGAACCAACAAGGCUUUAAAAUGUGGUCACCAAAGCCAGUGGGCUGCGACGUUUCUCAUGUCUUUGAGUUGAUUGAUUUCUCAUCUGGUUUAUGGAAACGUGACAUAUUGCAGCGGCUGUUCUUACCCUUUGAGGCCUUGCAGAUUGAGCAGAUCCCCUUAUCGUCUAUGGAGAAUGAUGAUCAGCUAGUGUGGGCAGACUCACCGACGGGCUUCUUCACUGUGAAGUCAGCGUACCACUGCAUUCGUACUUGGAAGGAGCAGGAAAAUACAUCUCCAUCAGUAGCGACUUCUGACCAUGUAUGGAAGAAAUUAUGGAAAAUGCAAGUGUUGCCUCGGUUUGCUCAUUUUCUGUGGAGGGCUUUAAAAGGAGUUAUCCCAACCCGCCAGAAACUUUGGAAUAAGGGGGUUAGGUGUCCAAUGUUUUGCCCCAGGUGUGAUAAUGCGACAGAGACAGUAGAGCAUGCUUUGAGGGACUGCCCUUGGUUCAGGAGAGUAUGGUUUGCAUCGCCCCUGGGUUUUUCGUGGCCAAAUGUAGUGGACCAAUCUUUCAGUGCUUGGUGCCAUGAAGUGAUAAUUUCUGCUCCACAGGAAGUAGGGGAGAUUUUUGCCACAGUCUGUUAUCAUAUAUGGAAAGCACGGAACCUGCUCUGUUUUGAAGGGAAGGAUACUUCAGAGCGAAUGGUGGUGUCUCAUGCUAUGGAAACUCUAACAGAAUUUCAGGAAACUCAGAAACAGGUUCGGGUUGCUGCUGUGAAUGCUAAUCAAAGGUCUGGUAAGCUAUGGCGUGCUCCGGAAAGUGGUGUUCUAAAAGUGAAUGUUGACGCCUCUGGUUCUGGUUCACGUUGGGGGCUAGCUGUGGUGGUUCGUAACUCGUUUGGGAAUGUGGUGGCAGCUGCUACCAAGGCCAUGCAUGUGGAGUUGGGACCAGAGUAUGCGGAGGUGUGUGCAAUUCAAUUUGGGAUGUCAUUUGCUCUUGAACGUGGGUUUUCUGAAAUAGCACUAUAG
Lotus japonicus is the source of this 1041-nucleotide messenger RNA. RefSeq lists its product as uncharacterized. Bases 1 to 1041 code for a protein of 346 amino acids. The transcript has a single exon. NCBI's taxonomy places the organism in Eukaryota, Viridiplantae, Streptophyta, Magnoliopsida, Fabales, Fabaceae. The record is from RefSeq and is a predicted model, not a curated record. Gene Ontology annotation, molecular function: nucleic acid binding; RNA-DNA hybrid ribonuclease activity.